AUGGCGGUUCCAAAUGACAACCAAUUCGUACACCAUCCGAAGGAUCAUGGUGCUAUUGGUCCUUUCCUACUAGCAGAGCCAACAUUGUUUUGUUACUGUGGGUUACCGGCAUUUGUGAAGCAGUCAAGGCCUCCCGUGUCAGCUGGACGUGCUUUCUACUGUUGCCAACUUAAGCGACAUCCUCCGACACUUGAUGCCUACCUAGAGGGAUGCAGCUUCUAUCAGUGGAUCGAUGGCGAUGAAAUGUUCGAUCCGUUGAUUAUAUUGUUUCCUUAUGACCCCUGGAAGAGUGUUCCAUAUUUAGAAUUUGUUUGUUGGGUUCUGCCGCCAUCAAACCCUCUGGCAAUGAUAGAGGCGGAGAAGAGAGGGUUCCCUUCUUGUGACUUUGAGGAGUACAACUAUGGACCCAAAUCACACUGGCCUUCUAAGUAUGAAUUUGCGGAGUUUCAAGCAGGCAUUAAGCCAUGGCCAUGCACAAAGAUGCCGAACCGUAAGUGCAAGUGUGGCAUCAAGGCUCACGAAGGAGUUGUUCCGUCUGAGUUAGGAUACAGAUACUACUGUGGCAAUGCUUAUGGAGGGCCGUCUGAGUUAUGGGUGGGGAGGACAUGCAAUUGGGAGGACUUCACUGGUCGUGGAGAGUUAGCGGAGAAGCUGAAGAUACAUUCGCCUCUCAAAAAAGACAGGAACCAUUGGAUGCGGGAGGAGAAGCAGAUGGAGGUGAGGAUGAGACAUUGUUUCGUUCUUAUAGUCCUCGAUGAUGCACUAAACGAUGGCCAUAUCCCCGCACCCAUGGAGGAGGACGAUGAUGAUGACAAUGAUGAGGACGAUGAGUAG
This is a messenger RNA of Miscanthus lutarioriparius, 834 nucleotides long. The record is from the annotation of a GenBank genome assembly. Lineage: Eukaryota; Viridiplantae; Streptophyta; Magnoliopsida; Poales; Poaceae.